CGGAGCGGUCCAGAGCACAGAUUCGAUGCUGGGCGAUGCAAGUUCAUCCCGGAGCUAAGAGAGGCUUAGGCACAUGUUUAAGAGCUGCCCGCGAGUUCUUUGCUGAUGAGAGUCUGUAUCCAUUUGGAUUAAAAUACCCACGCAGUUUGUGACUAAAACGGGAGGGGGUACAACGGAAUACCAGGUAUCUAUUACACCAUUUCUCUGGUGAAGGCUAUUCAGCAGUGGUGACCUCUUCCAAUCGAACACUCCACAAAUUAUUAUCUCUGGACUCCCAGCUGACACCCUGCCGGAGGCUAGAGCUACUAAGCCAACUGGAACUGUGCCCGUACUCCUGUCAAGGUUUUUUUCUUACAGAGGAAAAAGAAAGAAAAAAAAAAAAAGAUGAAGUUGGGCAAAGUGGAGUUCUGCCAUUUUUUGCAGAUAAUAGCUCUUUUCCUGUGUCUUUCUGGGAUGAGUCAAGCAGAAUUCUCAAGGUCCAGAUCAAAGCCCUAUUUCCAGUCAGGGAGGCCACGGACCAAGCGCAGCUGGGUGUGGAAUCAGUUCUUUGUGCUGGAGGAAUAUAUGGGUUCAGAUCCUCUUUAUGUAGGAAAGCUUCACUCUGAUGUUGAUAAAGGAGAUGGCUCCAUCAAAUACAUCUUGUCAGGCGAAGGGGCAAGUUCCAUUUUCAUUAUUGAUGAGAAUACUGGGGAUAUUCAUGCUACAAAGAGGCUGGAUCGGGAAGAACAGGCCUACUACACGCUCCGAGCACAAGCACUAGAUAGGCUGACUAAUAAACCUGUGGAACCAGAAUCGGAAUUCGUCAUUAAGAUUCAGGAUAUCAAUGACAAUGAACCAAAAUUUUUGGAUGGCCCAUAUACUGCAGGUGUGCCUGAAAUGUCUCCUGUGGGAACCUCGGUGGUACAAGUAACAGCUACGGAUGCAGACGAUCCUACUUAUGGCAACAGCGCCCGAGUGGUUUACAGUAUUCUGCAGGGACAGCCAUACUUUUCUGUGGAGCCAAAGACAGGUGUCAUCAAGACCGCCCUUCCCAACAUGGAUAGAGAGGCUAAAGACCAGUAUUUGCUUGUAAUUCAAGCAAAGGAUAUGGUUGGGCAAAAUGGAGGACUAUCAGGGACUACGUCUGUCACAGUCACCCUUACUGAUGUCAACGAUAAUCCACCCCGCUUUCCAAGAAGGUCUUACCAAUACAAUGUCCCAGAAUCAUUGCCUGUGGCAUCAGUGGUGGCUCGAAUUAAAGCUGCUGAUGCUGAUGUGGGACCAAAUGCAGAAAUGGAAUACAAGAUUGUGGAUGGUGAUGGCCUGGGAGUUUUCAAAAUUUCUGUUGACAAAGAUACACAGGAAGGAAUCAUUACUAUUCAGAAGGAGCUGGAUUUUGAAGCCAAGACAAGUUAUACACUGCGCAUAGAAGCCUCCAAUAAACAUGUUGAUCCUCGCUUCCUGAGUCUGGGACCCUUUAGUGAUAUGACAACAGUGAAGAUAAUUGUGGAAGAUGUGGAUGAACCCCCUGUGUUUAGCUCCCGUUUAUAUUCCAUGGAGGUGUCUGAAGCCACCCAAGUUGGCAAUAUCAUUGGAACCGUAACAGCACAUGACCCAGAUUCUUCAAACAGUCCUGUUAGGUACUCGAUAGAUAGAAACACUGAUUUGGAGAGAUAUUUCAAUAUUGAUGCCAACAGUGGAGUUAUUACAACUGCCAAGUCUUUGGACCGGGAGACAAAUGCUGUUCAUAACAUCACAGUCCUGGCAAUGGAAAGUCAGAAUCCAUCUCAAGUAGGAAGAGGCUAUGUGGCCAUCACUAUUUUGGACAUCAAUGACAAUGCCCCUGAAUUUGCCAUGGAUUAUGAGACCACUGUCUGUGAAAAUGCCCAACCUGGUCAGAUUAUCCAGAAAAUCAGUGCAGUUGAUAAAGAUGAGCCAUCCAGCGGUCACCAGUUUUACUUCAGCUUAACAGCUGAUGCAGCAAAUAAUCACAAUUUUUCUUUAAAGGACAACAAAGAUAAUACUGCCUCAGUACUCACCAGAAGGAAUGGAUUCCGGAGACAAGAACAGUCUGUUUACUAUUUGCCAAUUUUCAUCGUGGACAGUGGUUCUCCUUCCCUUAGCAGUACCAACACUCUUACCAUUCGAGUAUGUGACUGUGAUGCAGAUGGCAUAGCUCAGACAUGUAAUGCAGAGGCUUACAUUUUACCAGCAGGACUAAGCACAGGAGCACUUAUAGCAAUCCUUGCCUGUGUCCUGACAUUAUUAGUGUUGGUCCUUAUGAUUGUCACAAUGAGAAGACGGAAAAAAGAACCACUGAUUUUUGAUGAGGAGAGAGAUAUUAGAGAAAAUAUUGUCCGUUAUGAUGAUGAAGGUGGUGGUGAAGAAGACACAGAAGCUUUUGAUAUGGCUGCUUUGAGGAACUUGAAUGUCAUCCGAGAUACCAAAACUCGAAGGGAUGUGACACCAGAGAUUCAAUUCUUAAGUCGACCAACUUUUAAAAGUAUUCCCGAUAACGUCAUUUUUAGGGAAUUUAUUUGGGAAAGAUUAAAAGAAGCUGAUAUAGAUCCCUGUGCUCCUCCUUAUGAUUCUCUACAGACAUAUGCCUUUGAGGGAAAUGGUUCAGUAGCUGAAUCACUCAGUUCUUUAGAUUCUAUCAGCUCAAACUCUGAUCAGAAUUAUGAUUAUCUUAGUGACUGGGGGCCUCGUUUUAAAAGACUUGCUGAUAUGUAUGGAACUAGCCAGGAUGGCUUAUAUUCAUAGCCUUGGGACCUUAAUAGGAAAUACACUGAAGACAGACAAAACAAAACAAAAAAGAGCAAAUACAAGCUCCACUUACUGGAUUUAAAAAGGUGUAAAUAUUUCUCCAUUUUUAACCAUUUAGGUUUUUGCCUUGGUGAAGCAUAUCUUCAUUAGACUUGUUCUAGAGACUUCACUGACUACAGAUGCUGAGCAUUUGAAGGUAUUUUGAUAAAAUGAGAUGCUCAGAUGUAUUUGGAUAGCAACCCUUAUAUACCUGCAAAGGCAACUAACUUCUCUGAAUCAGUAGUGCACUGUGACCUUAAUGAGCCAGUGAUAACCCUGUAAAUGCCUUCCCAGUUUGACUAUGUCUACAUGUAAAGUUUAUCUCUCCAAUAUGAUGAAUGGAAGAAAAAAAUGUGGUGCCAAUCUAAGAAGACUUAGUUUUUUAUACCAUAUCCUUUAGAGUGAACCUGCAGCUUUCUGGCUCAUGACAUCUAGCAGAAUUUUGUUACUUUUGACUAAAAAAUCCAAAUUACCAGGAAUACUUGCAAAUGCCUAGUUAGAUACACAUUUUUUUUUCAGUCUACUCCCACCAUUGAAACAAGCAAAACCCUCUAGCAUAUGUUGAUGUAAUUUAUACUAAAAUGUAUAUACAUGUCUAUAAAGCAUUAUCUUAUAAAAAUAAUUUAUGAAAUUAUCAAAAUAAGAUUAGAGAAAAAAUUCUCAAAUUUAAAAAUCGUCAUUAAAUGCCAGUGUAGGUAUGGGGGGAAAGUUGCUGUCUAUUUGUUUUUUAUUAUCUCUUCUGAUUUGUACAGGAGAAUAUACCUUUUUUUUUUUUUUUUAAUUUGACACAUGGUGUUAUAUUUAUUUUGGAGCUCAAACUCCACAAAAUUCAGGUCCAUUUUACUGCCUCACAGUAUUAAACUCAUCAGAACAUGCUGAUUUUUCUCCAGUCUCAGCUACAUGAAGGAAAUGAAGCAUAGAAAUGGAGAAAUUACAGUAAAGCAACCGAGCCCUAUAGUCAUUCAGGUCUCAGAAAGGAACACAGCUACAAGGGCACACAGUUGUUCUUCUGAGCCAUUAGAAUGGCUGAAAUAUUUAAAUAAAGUAUUUGUACCUUGUAUUUUGGAAAGAAGACUACAGAGGAAUGGGGAGUAUCUUUGAAUGGAAGAUUGAAUUUUCAAGGUCAUAAGUUCUCUAUGCUCCUAAGACUUAAAAGAAUUUGUUUUCCCUAGCGCCACCCCACUUUGCUGUUGAAGCACUUAGUGAAAGACUGUUUGAAAUGUUUUUCCUAUGUUAAAAAAAAUGUAAUGCUAUUAACUUCAGUAUCCAUCUUUAAAUCCUGAUGCAAAUAAGUAAGUCACCCAAGGAAUUAACUUCACAAUGCAUAAUUUCUAUACAGGUCUGGGAGUGCCAAAAUGAGGGGGAUAAUUUCAGACAGUCAAAAUACUGUAUAAUUUUGAAAUAGAAUUUCUUAGAAUAAGACAAGUUUUUAUGAUUCCAAUAAUAUUUAUACCUACAAGCUUUCAUGGUUUAAUACUAGUUUAUGAUGCAUAUAAUCAAUUAAGAAAUUUUUUUUCUUCUCCCUUUACUUAAAAAAAAGUUUGUAGUUGAGUUACUAAUAAAUCUGCAGAUAGUGGGCACUGUGUAAAAAUAGUGCUCUAAAAGAGCUUCUUUCUAUAUGAAAUAUGUGUUUAAUACACAUGAAAAAAGUAUCUAUAAAGGAAUCUAAUUUUUGCAGAACAACAUUAUAAAAGAAGUAUGUGAAAGUGGCCUUCAGAUUCAUCAAAAUAAAAAGUUCAACAAAUGUAAUUAUCUGAAAACUUAUUUAAUUUUAGUAUAGCUUUCCAAGACAGUCAUUUUAUGAGUCAUUAGAUCUGCUAUAAAUUGUAUCAAAAAACACAUACGUAAAUACGUACAUAUAUACAUACAUACAUAUAAUUUCAUAGUGAAACUGAAAGAUAUUAUUCAUGACUUUUAGUCAAAUAUGUAAGGUUUUCAAUAAAAAAGGAUUGCAAAAAAUGAAGCUUACCCUGUUCAAUUAAAAGCAAAAUUUGCUACAGGAAUUAUAUAGGUGUUAAAUCAUCCAGGUGCUGAGAAAACAAUUUUAUAAUAAUCUUAUUUGCAGGAAGAUAAGAUAGUUUGGUACAUUUGGAUCAUGAUGUCAAAACUGCUGAUUGUUGCACAUAUCACUAAAUGCAAUUCUGAGUAUGUUAUAAAAAAGAAAUAUCAUUCAUCUUGCUUUUCUUCCAUUUAAUAAGCAUAUAAAUUUUCUUAUGCUUUUGUCUCUCCAUAUAUGAUUAUAAUAGAAGCAGAGAAAUCAACUCUAAUUUUUAGUGCUCUGAAAUUAUUUCCUGAAAAUACUGGAUAUUUGAUGACCUGGUGAGAGUCCUUGAACUUCUGCUCUCUUAAACACAUCUGUGGAAUUUAGAGUCACCUUUUUUGGGAGGGUAUGGGAAAAAAUUCCUUAAAGUGAAUGAUAGGUGUCACACACAGGUAUUGCUCAAUUAUCUUUAUAAAACAAAAAGUUCAUUGUAAUUGUAAUGUUUUAGGUUUUUUCUUUUCCUUUUUUUCUUGCAGACAUUAAUAUAUGAGUGAUAGCUAAGAUCAUUUGGAAACUACUAAGUAGUUUCUCUGAACCAAGAAGGGAGUAAUUGGCUAUGAAGAACUAAAAGCAUAGUAACUAAAUUACAACAGCUUAAAGGAUAUCUUCAAUGAAAUGUCUGCUCUCAUUCUUAAAUAUCUGUUCUUUAAGAUAGUAUAACAAUAAAUUCCAGUAAUAUACUAAUUUGCAAAAAAUAAUAAAAAUAAAGCUGACAGUUGCAUAGUGCUUGAAGAAUUACAAAAUGUUUUACCUGUAUUAUCUUGUUUGAGACUAUGAAAAUACUAGAACUGACAAGAGAAGUUUCUGCUUUGUCUUCAAAAUAUGUAGAUAACAAAGAGGACAAAAAUUAUCUCCUAAAUACUUUCCUCUGUAUCCUCAAUGUGGAGUCAUCAGUCCAUUUUGAGUAAUAAUAAAAUAAAAUGUUUCAGUAUGGAUAUUGGCUCAAGGAGGCAAUAGGUUUAUAUAAUCAUAUAUUUACAUAAACAAGUACAUAGGUACAUAUACACAUGAGUGUCAUCUAUGCAUGUGCAUGUAUACUUACAUAUGCAUAUGUGUAUGAUGUGACUAUCUAUGUGUGUAUACACAUAGACAUGUGUGUAUACCAAUAUAUCUCCCUCUCUCUCCUAUAGAACAUAGAUAGAUCUCACAGACAGCAUUGCAUAGUGAAUAGAGAGCUUGCCUCAGUGCCCAGAUGACUUGGGGUCAAUUCCUGAAUCUGAUUCUUGCUAAAGCUGUGUUACUUUGGUGCCCCAAUCAACUUUUUACAGAAUAGUUGCCAAUUUGCACACAGUAAGUCUGUGUGUGUAUGUAUGUGUGUAUAUGUAUAUAUCUAUAUCUAUAUAUAGAUAUAUAUACCUAUUU
Messenger RNA from Sarcophilus harrisii (Tasmanian devil), 6187 nucleotides. It is a transcript of the gene CDH7, whose product is annotated as cadherin 7. The coding region runs from base 385 to 2742 and encodes 785 amino acids. The record is from RefSeq and is a predicted model, not a curated record. Gene Ontology annotation, biological process: calcium-dependent cell-cell adhesion; adherens junction organization; cell morphogenesis. Gene Ontology annotation, molecular function: cadherin binding; calcium ion binding. The transcript is spliced from 12 exons. Gene Ontology annotation, cellular component: catenin complex; plasma membrane; adherens junction. Lineage: Eukaryota; Metazoa; Chordata; Mammalia; Dasyuromorphia; Dasyuridae.